GAGGGGUAGGAAAAAUAUACAGCUCCUGCUAGGUAAAAAGAUCAUUACUGGAUAAGAAGUGUAUUUCAUGGCUCGCUAACGAGCCAGUCCUCUCUGUUGUACGUGGAGCUAACAGCUGAACAGGUAAAUAUAUAAUUAUAAUGGAGCAGGCCCAAAGGGACAGGCUUUCAGAGCUGGUGGAGGAGCUGACCACAUCAGGCCAACCAGAACUCAACCAGGACAAGAUGAAGGAAAUAAAGAAGAUCUGCAAAGUAUCUACUGACUGCCUAGACCAUAUCUACCACUCAGUGAUGUCCCAGCUCAACCAGGACCAUGCUGAGAUCAGACUGUCAGCCUUCCAGAUAGCCAGGGAGCUUUUCUCCAGAUCCCAUCACUUCAGAAACCUACUGGUGGACAACUUCCAGGAGUUCUUGGAGUUGACGGUGGAGACAGACUUGGAGCAGCCCCUUCCUCCCCCUAAAGAGGUAGCCAAGAAGCUCAAAGUGUCAGCCAUUCAGACUGUCCAGUCAUGGCAGGCCUCCUAUGGAUCAGCCUAUAAGAAGCUUGCGCUGGGCUACCACUUUCUUAAACAGGUCAAGAAGGUGGACUUCCAGGAUGUUGAAGCCAGGUCAGUAGCAGAAAGGAGGAGGGAGGAGGAGAGGCAGAGGAGAAUGGAUAGGAUCUACAGGGAGAGAGUGGAGGCAGCCACCAGAGACAUGGAGGAGUCCACCCAGGAAAUUCAGGCGACGCUGACAGAAAUGAAAUCAUGCCUGAACCUGCUACUUCCGGAUGAGUUUGACCUCUCAGAUCCCUGGACAGCCAAUCACAGCCUUCAGAACUCUGCACCAACCAACCAGUGUGUAGCAGAGGAUGAACAGCCCUGCUGCAGCAAAGACCUAAGGGAGGAGAGGGAAUGCAGGGGGAAGAAGAGCAACAGUGUGGAGGAGAAGAAAGGAAAAGAUGAGAGGGAGGAGAGAGGAAAGAAGAAGAAAAAGAAGAAGAGUGGUGUAGAGGAGAGAGAGGAGAGGAAGGGGAAAGAUCCAGAGAACAGUCAAAAGGGAAACAAGGCUGCAAAGGAGGGAGAGGAGGAGGAGGAGGAGCAGGAGGAAGGUAUGAGGAAGAAGACAGAUAGGACGGUUACAGAAGAGGAGAGGAAUGAGGUAGGGAAGGAAGAGAAGAAGGAAGAGGGGCAGGAAGUGCUACGGGAGGGAGAGAUGGAGGAAGAAAUGGAGGAUGAAGAGCAAGGGGGUUUAAGGUGUACUGAAGGACAAGGGGAGGACGGCCUUGAUGAAGACUCCUUUAUUCGUAACUCUGGGCUGAUAUCUCAUUCAUACAGCCUGGACAUCAGCGUUGAUCCUGAUGUCCAUGUUAAAGAGACCGAGGAUAAUGAAGCAGUCAUUUCCACAAUACUAGACCUCGAUAGACUGAUAACAACUAAACACCUGCCAGCUGUACAGAGCUGGGUUCAGGUCUUCACCAAGUCAGACCAGCAGCAGUUGUUAAGGAGAGCACUGGAUCUGAAGAAGUCUUUAGAAGCUGCUCUGCAGAAAUGCAAAGAGCUUCACAUUGACUGCAAGACCAGGGUCCGCAGAGUGAUGAAGGCUUAUGCAGAUGAAGAGCCUGACAAUGACGAUGACGAUGAUUUUGAGGAGGUUCCAGAGAAAGAGGGAUUUGAGCCGCUUAUUCCAGAUCAUCUGCGUGAGGAGUAUGGUUUGGAACCCUCUUCUUCCACAUCUGUUGCACUUACUGAUAAGAAGCCUCCAUCCAAGAGACCUGUAGCCCCUGCUCCUCAGUCAUCCUCAUCAUCCUCCUCCAGGCGGCUGAAACGGCUUAUAGAAGAGGAGCAGGAUCCGACCUCUGCAGCUGCCACACUGCACCUCCUCAAACAGCGCCUUUGUCAGCCCACAACCUCCAGCGCCACCUCCCCCUCUCAGCAGCCCUGCCUCGGGCCCAGUACUUCGACGGUUUCUGGUCCCAGUACGUCUGUUUCCAGUUCAGACAAGAGAGCUCUGGAAGCCCCAGUCGUUCCGUUUGGUUUGGACCUGUACUACUGGGGCCAAGAUCAGCCCAGUGCUGGCAAGAUCAUCAAGUCGGCAUCUCAGCAUCAGUUCUGGGUUCCCUGUGAGAUGGAGGAAGAAGUGGAAAAUGAAGAGUUGUCAGCAGAGGGCAGGAGCAGAUACAUCUCAUUUCCAGGAACCUUCACUCCUGUCAGCCAUUACUGCAGAGCACCUCUAGCCAAUGGAACACUGUGUCAGAGACAGGACAGGGUCAAGUGUCCUUUCCAUGGACCAAUCAUUCCUCGCGACCAGGAAGGUCGACCCAGUAGGCAGGAGGACCGACUGAGGGAGGAGAAGGAGAAGAGAAGGAGGAUGGAGGAGCAGCCUGACUGGCGUGAUGUGGAGCUGAUGCGAGAGAUUGAAGCAGCGACAGGAGAAGACCUGGGCUCUAGCAGGCUGACUACAAAAGGAAAAGGGAAGAAGAGAAAGUACCCCAACCUCAGUGAUCUGAAGCAAAACGCCAACACAGCCCGCUCCAGGCUGCAGAGAAAAGUCUUCAGCAAGAGCUCUAUGCGUAGAGUAGCGGAGGCGAUGUCUAAGGCUGACAGGAGGAAACAUGACAAGUUCUCCAAUCAGUUUAACUACUCGCUCAACUGACCUUCAAACAGUUUGUCUCCAGUCUCAGCUGACCUGAAGUAGAGAAAACUAAUCAUGCUAUCAGGAGUCAUCUGUACUCAUACAUCUAUAUGCUCUCACUUGUUUAAACUUGUUUGUACUUGUUAUGUUUCACUUUGACAACUUUAUUUUAACGUAACUGCGUGCGUGUGUGUGUGUGUGUGUGUGUGUGUGUGUGUGUGUGUGUGAGAAUCGUUAAGAUUGUUAUUUAUUGAUGCACAGAUGUAUAAAUCUGGUUGCCAAAUCUGUUGCUGUGAAAAAAAAUGUACAGACAUUUUUUUUUUUUUUUUUACCGUGUGUGUUGAUCUUUUAGAGGAAUGACUGCUUUGUCAUUUCCAAAGCUCUGUACAUGUUGCCUGUCAGUGUUCUACUGAAGGUUAUGAUACAUGUGAUUCACAUUUCUACAUUUAUGUAGCUGACUGAAUGGGACUUUCUAUUGUUUUUCACUGUUUUUUACCCUUUUUGUAUCUUAAUUCAGCCAUAAUAUGCUAUAUCAUUUCAAUAAAGAGUAGUUACUGUAGGUUAAACAGACUUCUACCAGAAGUAAAUUCAUCCUGUGUCACAGCAGUUUCCAAAUUCUCCAAGCUUUUUGUGUGUGUUGUGUGUAUACAACACACACAAAACACCUUUACACAUCUUUACCUUUACACCUUUACAACACACUCUUACACCUGAUCAUUUCAUGCAGUUUGUAUCUAGAUUGUAUCCAGAUAAUAUUUAGGCAUACUGCAUUUUUACUGUAGUGUUUCUUAGUUAUCCGGUUUGAAAUCCUAUUGAAGUGAAAUACAAAUAAUCCUCUUUUUUCACCUCCCUAGAAUAUGGUUGCCAAAUACAAAAUUGUGAGUUUGUAUGGCCUGUGGUUGAAUGUAUUUUCCCAGAGAAAAGAUAAGGUGUGCACAUCCAAAAACCACUUUGGCCAGCUGCUGGAAUCAACAUAAUAGUCCAUAGAAGACGAUAGAGAUCCUGCACACUGUAGCUCCCAUUCAGAAAAAUUUAUUAAGACAAGUGCAUAAAGUGACGUUUCGAGCCAAAAUGCUCUUCCUCAGACUCUAAUGAUACACAAAACCAACAGACAUAUAUAAGG
Myripristis murdjan (pinecone soldierfish) is the source of this 3735-nucleotide messenger RNA. RefSeq names its product UV-stimulated scaffold protein A (gene uvssa). Gene Ontology annotation, biological process: transcription-coupled nucleotide-excision repair; response to UV. Gene Ontology annotation, cellular component: chromosome. The transcript is spliced from 15 exons. The record is from RefSeq and is a predicted model, not a curated record. The coding region runs from base 141 to 2633 and encodes 830 amino acids. NCBI's taxonomy places the organism in Eukaryota, Metazoa, Chordata, Actinopteri, Holocentriformes, Holocentridae. Gene Ontology annotation, molecular function: RNA polymerase II complex binding.